GCUUGCUAAGCUUAUUAGUAUUUAGUGUGAUAGUAGAGUCGAACACAAGCAUAACACGAUUAAGUCACGAAUCAUAUGAGACAAGAAGAUGGGAAGAAUUAAAUCUUUUGGUUAUCAAUAAUCUUAGAUUAUGGGAAUAUCAUUGAGACAUUGACCAAAGGUCUAGUAAAAACACAACUAAUACAGUCACCACUAACCUCAAAACGCCAGAAAUCCCCAAACUCCAAAUACUAAUUAGGGCAAGUUUCAUAGCAGAUCAAAGCAGCUAAAGGAAGGAUUUCAUUUGAACAAAAAUGAAUACAGAUAUUACCGCAUCGGCGAAACCAGAAUACCCAGUUCUAGAUCGCAAUCCACCUUUCACCAAAGUCGUCGGCAAUUUCAGCACUCUUGAUUACCUCCGAUUUGCCACAAUUACCGGUGUUUCUGUCACUGUCGGCUAUUUAUCAGGUAUUAAGCCUGGGAUUAAGGGUCCUUCAAUGGUGACUGGUGGAUUGAUUGGAGUAAUGGGUGGAUUCAUGUAUGCUUACCAGAACUCUGCUGGAAGAUUAAUGGGGUUUUUCCCUAAUGAAAAUGAGGUAGCUAAGUAUAAGAAACAGCUUAAUCAGUAAUUGAUGAGAAAGUUAUUGAAUUAAUGGAGCAUUUUGGUCAGUAUUUUAAUGAGCUGUUUGUUUUGAUUUUGGAAUGAAAUUAAUCAAGUUAUCUCAAGAAUUGUUUCGGGGGUUUGGCAUUAUAUCUUGCUGUAGUUUGGAUGAAAUAAUGUUGUACUUUAAACCCUGGUUCAUUUUGAAGUUGCUCUAAAGUGGGAUUUUUGAAUGAUAAUAAUGAGAUUUUUUGUUGUCUAA
Messenger RNA from Amaranthus tricolor (Joseph's coat), 842 nucleotides. RefSeq lists its product as uncharacterized. Bases 294 to 608 code for a protein of 104 amino acids. The record is from RefSeq and is a predicted model, not a curated record. Lineage: Eukaryota; Viridiplantae; Streptophyta; Magnoliopsida; Caryophyllales; Amaranthaceae. The transcript is spliced from 3 exons.